Pelmatolapia mariae (spotted tilapia) is the source of this 1510-nucleotide messenger RNA. Its product is annotated as ornithine transcarbamylase, mitochondrial-like. Gene Ontology annotation, cellular component: mitochondrion. The record is from RefSeq and is a predicted model, not a curated record. NCBI's taxonomy places the organism in Eukaryota, Metazoa, Chordata, Actinopteri, Cichliformes, Cichlidae. The transcript is spliced from 10 exons. Gene Ontology annotation, biological process: L-citrulline biosynthetic process. Gene Ontology annotation, molecular function: amino acid binding; ornithine carbamoyltransferase activity. Bases 84 to 1154 code for a protein of 356 amino acids.
CACAGGAGUCAUGCAGAAGUUGUUCCUCUCUGAUGAAAUAUCCACAUAGCAUUGCGCUCCUGCUGGACUUACCGUGAGCCACCAUGUCUCUCAGGCUGUUUUCUGCAAAAAGCCCGCUUUCCAGAUAUUUCCAAUCUCUGCACAGCUGUUCAGCACGAGCGUUUGGCGCCGGAGCCGCCUGCCUCGGCUCGGUGAAUUUAAAAGGUCGCAGCUGUCUGACUCUGAAGGAUUUCAGCUCAGAUGAAAUCAAGAAGCUGCUGUGGGUCUCCGAAGACCUCAAGCAUCGGAUCAAGCACGAAAAACAGUAUUUGCCUCUUCUACAAGGAAAGUCGAUUGCAAUGAUAUUUGAGAAGAGAAGCACCAGAACAAGAAUGUCCACAGAAACAGGAUUUGCUCUGCUGGGUGGACACCCCUGUUUCCUUACCUCACAGGACAUCCACCUGGGAGUGAAUGAGAGCUGUACAGAUACAGCCAGGGUUCUCUCUGGAUUCUGUGAUGUUGUCUUGGCUCGUGUUUACAAGCACUCGAUGUUGGAGGAGCUAGAUAGGGAGGCUUCAAUCCCCAUCAUUAACGGACUGUCAGAUCUGUAUCACCCAAUCCAGAUUCUAGCUGACUUCCUCACCUUACAGGAGCAUUACGGAUCCCUUAAUGGUCUAACGGUGAGCUGGAUUGGAGAUGGCAACAAUGUUCUCCACUCCUUCAUGAUGACUGCAGCCAAACUCGGAGUUCAUCUUAAGGUUGCUACACCGAAGGGGUACGAGCCAGACAAGGGCGUUACUGAAGAGGCACACAGGCUCGCCAAACAGCAUGGUACCCAGUUCAUUCUGACCUCUGACCCCAUGGAGGCUGCCCGUGACAGCAAUGUCUUGGUCACUGACACCUGGGUCAGUAUGGGACAGGAAGAGGAGAAGAAAAAGAGGCUAAAAGACUUCCAUGGAUACCAGAUUUCUAUGCAGACAGGAAGUGUGGCCAAGUCAGACUGGACCUUCCUGCACUGUCUCCCUCGGAAAAUGGAGGAGGUGGAUGAUCAGGUGUUCUACUCAUCCCGUUCUCUCGUCUUUUCGGAGGCAGAGAAUAGAAAAUGGACCAUCAUGGGCCUCAUUGUUUCUCUUCUGACCGACUACACGCCACAGAUCCCCAUGCUGAAGUUUUAACAUCAGUUAUUAAGAGGGACUAAGCUUUUCUGUGGCAUGGGAUGACUUCAAAGAAGACUGUUGCAAUGCUGUCAUAUUUUAACUUCAGGAUAGAACUGCCAUGUGGGAGCGUGGGGCUGUGGUGUUCUUCUGUUUAUGUGUAGUAGGUCUGUGUGUCAAAGUGCAUGGCAAGGUUAGAGAACCCAGGAAUUCCCAGGGUUCUUAUUGCUCACAGUUCUUACUUCACUUUUGUGUGACGUGUCACCACAGCUGCCAUAAAACUUCAGUGAAGAUGAAGAACUAGAGGUUAAUACAUAAAUAAAAUACUCCCAACAACUGUUCACUGAUUUUGUAAAUGUUUAGUACAUAUCUGGAAU